Molecule: messenger RNA, 4621 nt
Organism: Monomorium pharaonis (pharaoh ant)
Lineage: Eukaryota; Metazoa; Arthropoda; Insecta; Hymenoptera; Formicidae
Exons: 2
Coding region: 24-863 (279 amino acids)
Source: RefSeq, a predicted model, not a curated record
UAUUUCCGCUAUAUUCGCGUUUGAUGAUCUUAGCUCGCAAGCGAGCGAGCGAGCGAGUGCCUCGCUCACCAAUAAAGGAGAGCGCCCGAGAGUUUACGACGCGGCUCGAUUCAAUAAACGUGAGGCGAAACGACUCGAGGAAAAUAUUUGAAGCUGUUGUACGGAAUAUUUACGCGUCGUCGUAUUUACACGGAAAGUUGCAAGAGGUUCGUCGAUUCGGUCGGAGUCGCGACAAAAAUGGUCCGGUUUCUUCCACCGGAAGACAGAUAUGUAGAAUACAACCGAAGAUGGUAAAAACGUAUCGAAUUGAAACAUUCCCUCUCGAAAUCUCCCGAGAUCCGACAUCACCUUGUGGACAUCACCGUAAGAGGGUUCCUAAGACGUAUGUGAACGCCCGGACACACGAGAUAUCUCCCAAAGCAUAUGGUGGUCUCCAAGGCAAAACCGACUUUCCUGAAAGUCUCUUUGACCGCGAUUCCUACGAGGAAAAGCUCGCUCGCCGACCUGUAAAAGUGGAGGACCAAGAAUACCGCCGCUGGACCAGUAGCAGCAUCUCGCGGACUCCGCUCCGUCGAAUCGUGCCAAGCGCACGCUCGACGGCCCGAGAUAGCUUCGCUCGGGAAUGCGCGCUAUCGCUAUCGCGAGGCGCGGUUAAAAUCGGCGUUUUCCCUUCGCUCUCGCAAGCGCACGCCCGAAAGAGAGACGUCGUUCAUCGUCGGCGGUCGGCGGCAUUGGCGUUCGCUAUUCGCGAGCGGCCCGGAGUCGUCGGGGACGGCGUCCGUCGUGAGGUGCGUAUCUCACGCCAGAAACGAUCGUCAGCGUCGUCGACGCGACGACGUCUCAGAGUAAAGAAUGGGCAGUGAGCCUUCCAUCAAGCGAGCGACGAAAAGAAAUUCUGAAAAAAAAGAAUUUCGUUAUCAAAAUACGUUCUUGACGAGAGCAGAGGCUUCGCCGAGGAUAAAUCAGUUCCUUAUCAAGUAAACCUGUUUGUUUGCAAAAACAGAAAUUUGCCACUGUAAUAAUUUCAACCCUGGCAAACGAGUCCUUGUAUUGGGAGUAGAAUGAAAAAAAAAAUGGGCCGGCCGUACAACGAGUAAUAAAAUCAACAUUCCCAGAUCCGUUUUCCGCAAUCGGCGAAGCUCGCUACGAUCGCACGAAGCGAAAGGAUUCUACGUUGGCGAAUCCUUUUCUCCUGGUAAUGAAAAUCGAAGAGAAACGCGAUCGGUCGAGGACGUGGUAUCAAGUCCAAGUUCACCGGAACCUGCACUCCGGUUCCCUCCGCUUCUUUCAGGACGCACCUGACCGGAAAUUAAGUUGGCCGCUAGAGGAAGGCCCGCGGCUCGGUAUCGUCAAUUGGCGUUACUAAUCGGCCGUCGCGACGGCGAAUGGCGACGCAUUUCCUUCUUCGACGCCGAGAGAGAGAGAGAGAGAGACUCAUCUCUUGGCAUCCGUCGCAUACGUCUCGCCGGGGACAAUAAUUACGAGUUAUGUUGUGUAAUUUGCGGUAUAUUUGCUAAUACAGCCGACGCCGCGGUCUAAUUCGGGCGAAAAUAUUUGGACGGGAUCCGCAAAACCACGAUAAUUAAUCCCGAUAGAUGACGGCUCAAUCAGUACGAGUGAAUUUUGCUGGCAUUCGAACGACGCGCAGCGUGGCGACAAGAUAAGUCACACUGCCAGGGAGAUUACAUUGUAUUACGUUACAUACCGACGAAAUUCUUGCCGUUCGUUAAACCAUCGUCGGCUCACUAUCGUCGAAAAAUAUAUCUUGUAACUUGUAAUAUGUAGCCAGAUUAAUUUGCCUGAUGUGAAUUGUCUGCAAUUAAUUAAACAGCUUAACAACUGAUUUGUUGAAAUAUUAAUAGCCUUAACAUAACUAAAUGUCAUAAAUUGUUGAAUAUUUGUAAUAUUUAAUUGAUAUUUGUAAGUAAUCUAUCUUAUGCGUAUUUAUCUCUUCAAGAUCUAUCUCGUUGCCACAUGUUUUCACGCAUAAAUAGAUCUUCAAUUUCUUCGAAAAAAGAGUCCCAAUUCUUAUAGUUUCAAUAGUUUUAAUAGUUUCAAGUGUGAACCAGCAGAUAUUAAUUUACAACCCUUUCUUAUUUCUUUCGAGAGUUUUAUUCUCGAUGCUUAUUUUCAUUGUGUCAUCGAGUUUUCAAUCUCUCGCGUGUGAGAUUUGAGAUUAGCUUUAAAGCUCGAAGAAGAAGAAGAAGAGGAACGAGAAAGAAGAAGAGCAAGAAAAGGAGGAGGAAGAAACGUUACGUAAGGGGGAAUAAGUCCGUUUGGCCGGGUUCUUCAUUCCAGGUUCUAUACAACAUCCUCUUCGUCGCUUCUCCUCGUCGCACCUUCGUCGCCGUCGAACACCAUGCACUGCCAUGCCACCUCAGUGAUCCUCCAUCGUCGGCCUCCUCACCUCCUCGCCGCCAUGGCUUGCCUGCUUGCUUCUGGGGCUGACAGCAGCUAUUUUCGUUUCCCAGCGACAAUAUAGCCACGACUUAGGCCGCUCUUGCUGAGCUGAGCUUCGCGGUCCACCUCUCCUCGGCUCUCUUUCCUUCGGCGGUUUCUGCUUCUUAUUUAUGGAAUCCCUUACCUCUUCUGAAAUUAUUCCUUCGCCUACUACAUAUCGCCGCCACUGAAUCAUCGUUACGUCGAUGCUGAAGCAAAGAAUGCCGCCGACUAAGGUAACCAAUUUUGCAUGAUCGUAAUCAACUUGUGUUUCGUGAAAUGCAGUCGUAACUUCGGAGAUGAAUUUAGCACGCAGAAAUGUAAGAGAAAGAUUUCAGCAAAUGCGUUGUUUCUUUUCUGACCCAGUUACGGGCAACUCGUGGUUUAAUAAUUCUCGUAAGUCGGGGUGGCAUAAGCGGAAAGCGUUGAAGCAAAAACAGAAAUGGGAACGUCUUAGAAGUGUCGUUUGCCUAGUUUCUGUUUUGGAUACCUCCGCAUUCCUCAUUUAUUCUUAAACAUACACUCGAACAUAUAGCUAAAUGAAUUUUAUUGAAGAAUAAAGGAAUAUAUUAAUCCAAUGAAAUACGUAAAUUCACGAUAAAUUUUUCUAGAACUUCCGCUGAAAGGAAUACGUUUCAUUUCCGUUGUGUAUUUUCUUUCCUUCUAUUUCUAUUUUCAUUAGCUUUUUCUACAGUUUAUUUUUUUGCGUUGGUUGGUUAUACUUAAGCUUGUGAGUCGUGACAAUGUUCUUCGCGUUCGAUCAGAAGAUCAUAUAGUUACCGAAGAGGAUACAAAGAUAAAAAUAAUUAAAACUUUGACUCGUUUUUCUUUGUUCUCCAAUAAUACUGUAUCGUGAUCGAAUGAAUAUUCAGACGCGUUCAGCUCGAAAAUACCUGUAGUAAACUAACGUUACGUGGAUGAAUCAUUGUUCGGUUAGCGCCAAUAAUAAUUGGAAUUCCUCCCUCGCCGAUAUCGUUCCGGUUUCGCAGCUGCAUGCAACUGGGUGACCGCGUGACGGAUGUGAGCGCGUUACCUUAUUCGUGUACGUCUCGCGUUUUCGUGAAGCGUAUAUUUGCGUAUAUGUCGCGUUAAACGCACAUUCAUCCGCUCUGGGCCGACUACAUGCGAGCGAGCAAACGCAAAUGACGUCAAGUGAUACAGUCAUCGUUGAGAGAUGUAAUUUCCACAACUCCCUUUUUUUCUUUUACUUUCUCGUGAGAUGCACGUCCUCAUCCUUCUCUGCUUCCGUUUUGGCAAAGCGAACAAGUGAUUUAUGGUCUUCCUUCCUUCCUUCCUUCCUUCCUUCCUUCCUUCCUUCUUUCCUUUUCAAAGUCGAUGUGAUGACGUAUCGUUGCAUACGUGCAAUCAUCAAAGACCGGAUGUAUUCGCCAGAGUACACACUUCGUGCCACCUAAAACUGUAUUUUCGUGAGACCCCGUUACGUAAAAAAUAAAUAUGUGGCCUCUUUAAUGUCAGUGGCAAUUUAAUACUAUUACUAAUUCUUUUGUAUUACAGUCAAACAUCUUGCUUCCAAACAUUAGAUUUUUUUCGUUAUUUAUUUUAUUUUCUUUCUUUAAAGAGCUCUAUACUCGAGAAAUAUUUAUUUCGUAUUCAAAUAAAUUGAAUAAAUUGAUCAAUGGAUCAUCAAUUCAUUCAAUUCAAACUGACACAAAUUUUUUGCAAUUUCUUUAUCGUACAUAAAAGUUAACUUGAUAAAGUGAUAAAACAUUAAGCUGAAUUAGACGCGUGUGAAUAACACGAAAAAUGUAAUUUCUCGAUACUUAAUAAUAUUCUUGUUUCAAUUAUUAAAUAUAUUUUUUAGUUCUAUAACUAAAUAAAACUAUCUGGCUCUGCCAGACUUAAAACGCAAUCGUAAACUGAAACUAGAAAUUAUAACAAUAUCUCUAAAUUAAUUUUUAAUCGUCAAAUUUAAUAAUGAUGUUAAACAUCUUAAAAAAAUGUCAAGAGCUUAUAAGAUAAAAGUUAUGGCAAAAUUACAAAAUACAAGACAUUCUCUUCCAUAAUAUUUAAGGAUAAGAUUAAUUUACUGCAGGAAUGACUGGUCUGUGCAGUCAUUUUGGCCGUUUAGCGCAGCAGACCUAAUUAAGUUAAUUAAGAAGAGAGACGUAAUCAUAAUCUUUGAUUCAAUCGAAAAAUCUUUUACUUCCCAUCGAAAAAAAAA